This is a messenger RNA of Microtus oregoni (creeping vole), 10852 nucleotides long. It is a transcript of the gene Slc16a7, whose product is annotated as solute carrier family 16 member 7. The record is from RefSeq and is a predicted model, not a curated record. Lineage: Eukaryota; Metazoa; Chordata; Mammalia; Rodentia; Cricetidae. Gene Ontology annotation, molecular function: monocarboxylic acid transmembrane transporter activity. The coding region runs from base 427 to 1881 and encodes 484 amino acids. Gene Ontology annotation, biological process: monocarboxylic acid transport; transmembrane transport. The transcript is spliced from 6 exons. Gene Ontology annotation, cellular component: membrane.
CCAGACAGGUUACCUUCUUUGACCCUGGAUAUAAUUUAAGCCCCGUCUACACUACACCGUGUGAAGUACGAAUUAAUUGUGCAUGCCAUAGCAAGUUCUCCAGAAAGAGAGGGAGCUACCUUUCCCCUAUUUGAGAAGAGAGACUGAAGGGAAAGCAGAGAACUGGCCUCUGGAGAGCUGUGUGCAAGUUUGCUCCUGGCUAAAAGUUAAUCAUCAAUCGCCUGUAUUUUCAGCUCUGAGUCCCCAACAAGCGGCUAAUGCAGCUUUUCUCUCUCUCUCCAGAUAAUCUGGAAUCGGCUCUACCUCUCCCUUUAUAUUGCCUUCGAAUAUUGCUCAUCAUCAGAAAGUGACUAGGCUUAGAUAUACACACCACCCAAAGUGCUCAUCUGACAACAGGUUGCUCUAGUCUCCAGCAGAGGUGCAGAAAUGCCAUCGGAGACUUCUGCUCCUCCUCCAUACCCCCUUCCUCCAGAUGGAGGUUGGGGUUGGGUAGUAGUUUGUGCAUCCUUUAUCUCCAUUGGAUUUUCAUAUGCCUUCCCCAAAGCUGUCACAGUAUUCUUCAAAGAUAUUCAGGAAAUAUUCCACGCUAGCUACAGUGAAAUUGCAUGGAUAUCAUCCAUCAUGCUGGCUGUCAUGUAUGCAGGAGGUCCUGUCAGUAGUGUCUUGGUGAACAACUAUGGCAGCCGGCCAGUGGUGAUAACUGGAGGGUUGCUAUGCUGUACCGGAAUGAUCUUGGCUUCCUUCAGUAACAGUGUGAUACAACUUUACCUCACAAUUGGCUUAAUUGGAGGUAUAGGAUUAGCAUUCAACCUGCAACCAGCCUUAACAAUACUCGGAAAAUACUUCUAUAGGAGACGGCCCAUGGCAAGCGGCUUGGCCAUGGCUGGAAGUCCUGUUUUCUUAAGCUCGCUGGCUCCCUUUAAUCAGUACCUAUUUAACAGUUACGGCUGGAAGGGGAGCUUCUUGAUUUUGGGAGGCAUAUUUUUGCACUCCUGUGUGGCUGGGUGCCUCAUGAGGCCUGUCCAGCAAAGUCCACGUCAGUCAAAGUCUAAAAGUAAGGUUGGUUCAAGACAUAAUGAAACUAUGAAGAAAGUCAGGAAGGAAUCGACAGCAGAAAAAAUUAAUAAAUUUUUAGAUUUCAGCCUUUUUAAGCAUAGAGGAUUUUUGAUCUACCUAUCUGGAAAUGUCAUUAUGUUUCUAGGGUUUUUUGCCCCUAUUAUAUUCUUGGCUCCAUAUGCUAAAGACAAAGGAGUGGAUGAAUAUAACUCAGCUUUGUUGCUGUCUGUGAUGGCUUUUGUGGAUAUGUUUGCUAGACCUUUGGGAGGAUUAAUAGCCAACUCCAAGUUAAUCCGUCCACGCAUCCAGUACUUCUUCAGCUUUGCAAUUAUAUUCACUGGCGUAUGCCAUCUCCUCUGCCCCCUGGCAGAUACCUACCCAGCAUUGGUGGUCUACUCUAUAUUCUUUGGUUAUGGAUUUGGAAGUGUUAGCAGUGUCCUCUUUGAAACUCUUAUGGACCUUGUUGGACCUGCCAGGUUUUCCAGUGCCGUGGGACUUGUCACCAUUAUGGAGUGUUGCCCCGUUCUUCUCGGCCCUCCUAUAGCUGGUAAAUUGGUUGAUAAAACUAAAGACUAUAAAUUUAUGUACAUAGCCAGUGGGGCAAUCGUGGUGGUAUCAGGCAUUUGGCUGUUCAUCGGCAACGCUAUUAACUAUAGACUCCUCGCCAAGGAAAGGAAGAGAGAGAGAGCACGGAAGAAGAAAUCAGCCACCCAUUCGCCCAGAGAAUCGGAGGCUUUGAGCAAAUCCAAACACGACGAUGUUACUGUCAAAGUUUCAGGUGCACACAGUCCUCCGUCAGACAGAGAAAGAGAAAGCAAUAUUUAACAUGUCUCAUCUCAAAUCAGUGUUUAUGAAUUCGCUUAUGAGUUUCUUUGUGUUUUUCAAAGUGUUGGAAAGGAUUUUAGGUAAAACAAAUGAUCACAAACAAUAAUGAAACUAAGAUUUGGAGGUGAUGUAUACAGAAAAUCGAUGCAGAGGCUUAUUUGCAGACUUGACUUGGGGUGUUGUGAUGAGAAAGAAGAAUUUUUAAAUCUUUCACUGACUUUUAUUCGUAGAACAAAAUCUGCAUCUCAGCAGCCUGGCUUACUUAAGCAUAUGUUUAAUUCCAUAAAAUGUCUCUCCUCAAAGUUCCUUUUUAUUUGAUAUUGUUAUGAAGUAAAUUAAAGACAAUUAUUUCUCUUUUCACACACAAAGAAUCACAUAGAAUAUAUAUCCACACAAACACUGAGUAUCUGGAGACCAUAAAAAAAUAAAUGAAUUUGAAAGAAAAAGAUUAUUAUAGUCAUUUUUAAGUAAAAGAAAAAGCUCCAGGGAGACAAUGGGAAUGUGUUUUAUUUGUCUGCAGUUUCACAGUGUGGCUUUAAAAUAACAAUAUAUAUUGAAAGGCAAAAUUCUAAACACUAAAAAAUUAAGGGAUUGCUAGCAUCAGAAAAAAAGUGUUUGUAAAAUAAGUUUGGCAAAAAAAAAAAAACAAAAACAAACAAAAAACAAAAAAACCCAAACCUCCUUUUUCACAGUCGUGCUUGAUUAAUCUGCGCACACCGUUUUUUUUUUUUUAAAGGUUGUAAUUAGUCCCUGAUGCUGGAAAAGAGAACACCCCCCCCCAAGUAAUCUGUACAAUUUUUACCUAACACAUCAAUUGAAUUAGAAUUUUAGUGAGACUGAACAUCAGCUAAACCCCAUUGAUUUGUAUCUUAGCUCAUAAUGUACAGCUUAAUUAUGAAUCUUUAAAAAAAAAAAAACAGGGCUCAAUCCAGAUUCAAUGUUGUGCUGCAAUAACCAAGCCAAAUAACCAAGAAUCCUAGUUGACAUCUGCAAGUAGGCAAGAUUCUACUUUUUUUUUUUUUAAACCAACCAAAGUAAUGACACAAGCUUAAUCUUCUGAGUAAAUUGUAGGAAUAGAACUGACAAGAGUAGGGGUCAUUAUUGAGCCCACUACAGUCUUCGAAUUCUUCACUAAAACAAGCAAAAGCAAAAGAAAAGAAAGCCAGCCCUUGACUUCAGUCCCUGAAGAUGCCUCAUGGUAGAGGGAACACUUGAAAAUUCUGCUCCCUAUUGAUUUUGACUGCCUGUUGUCUGAGAACAGAACCAGAACACUGGAGCUUGCUGGGUGGAAAGACACUUGUAAAAAUACAGGUUUGGGGACUUCUAGGAAUAUAGUUUAUGGCACAGUAUUGAUAUGGUGAAGGGUUGUCACUCAGGUUAGUUUGGCAUGUUCUCAUUUUUUUGAGCAAAAGUAACUGGGAUUCAGAAUCAUUCCUAAGACAUUUUUGACAGAUCCGUGAUUUCCUAACCUAUAAAUAUCAACUGAAUUUAAAUAUUUGUAUAUGUCUUGUUUAAUUUUAUGAGGGAUAGAACUCAGUGAUUUACAAUUGAGUGACACCUCUCUAGCAAUACCCUCCUCUUUUCUUUGCAGCAGAGGGUGGGUGCUAUUCUUAUUCCUUAGGAGACUUUGCCUAGACACUGCACUUUCAUGACAUCAGCAUUAAAGGUUUGAGUUUGUCCUAAAUUUAAUCCACUGCUUUAAAUGUGGUUCACAGGCUCAUAUUUUCAGAUUUGCUUUUUCUUCAUUUAACAUUUGCCUUUUUGAAGAUAUUUAUGAUUUUCAAUCAUUUAAUAAAAAACAGGAUGUGCCAAUAUCUUAAGGAAAUGAAUAAGGACAACAUGUGACACCAUAUAGCAUACAAUGUCCUUCAUUUUUUUUUUUGCAGUGUCCUUUUCUUUAACUUGGUUCCACCCAAUCUUGAGUCAGCUUUUUUUGUGUGUUAUUCCUUUUAUAUCCACUUCUGUUAUUAAAAAAAAAACACCAUUCUAGUCAAUCAUAAACAGUUCCAAAAAGAAUGCCUUGCACUCUUUGAAAAUACCUUUUUAAACUAAUAUACAUGUCAGACAGCAGAAGAAGAGGAACAGUAAGGCAGUGACCGUAGGAUUUGUAGUCACUCCUGUGUGCUGUGACAUCUGCAUGCAGAGAUGCUGUAGGGGGGCCCCGGUGCCUUCCUUUCUCCUUGGAAAGAGGUUUAGUUAUGUCAAUUGCUGAUGAAUCAAACCAAAGCCAAGUUGCAUUUCCUUUGCUGCUUCUCAGUUGCCUUAAUUCACUUCUGAUGGUUAUUCCAUUGAUCUUUAAGGGUGUGAAAGGAUCUCAAAGCACAGGACCUGGUGUGCAGAGUCAUGUCAGAAACAUGACAUUCUAAGUAGGAAUGUCUGUAACAGACAUGUUCUAAGUUAAAGCUAUAACUUGCUUGAAUCAACAAGAGAACUGUAAUAGAAAUGAAUCUACUUGCUUGCUCUUCCCGGUCCAACUGCAUCUGUUGACAUACUUGUUCCUUUAAUUAUAUCUUUCAAAGACUGAGCAAACACUGUUGGCCUAAAGCUUCUGUUCCUAUCUAAUCACACAGUACAGGAGGAAUGUAGCUAGCAUGCUCAUCUGCAACUUGAGUGCUGAAUACAUUCCUGUCACAGAGGAAUACCAGAUUUUAGAUGUUCAAGAUAAGAAACUAAACUGUUAUCAUUGAAAUGCCCACAAAGUUCUAAUUAUUAUUCAAAAGAAACUAGCGUACUCUUAAUUUCCAGUUACUAGCUAGCUUAUAUAAUUGCCAUUUGUUAGUUGAACAUCCCUCAUCUUUUGCUAUUUAACCUUAACUAUUUUUCAUCAUCCAUAGAAAGAAGAAUAGGUAUGGACUAAUUCGUUCUUAGUCUUCUUUCUAGGUCCUUUUUGAAGAGGCAGUGAGAGGCAGUAAUAUGUAUCAUAUUGAAGACAUGACAUUUUCUCAGUAUAAAUUCACAUGACUCAUAGAGUUCCCAAUUUCUUUCUGUCUGCCAAGCACCUGCACUCUAUUGGCCACACUCCACCUGAACAGCAAAAAAGAAAUGAAACAAUUUGAUUUGGUAUGCUCAAAAGUAUUCCAUAAGGGUGUAAUUGUCUACUCACUUGCUUCUAGCCCUACAACAUGACAAUCUAUAACACAGAAAAGUAUAAGUAAAAUUUUAUAUAGAUGUUUUAAUUAGUUGAAAUUACAUUGCUCCAAAAAUGCCUUACAAAGAAAAAACUCAUAUAUAGGCUAUUUCCAACCUUUAAUAGAAUAAAUUAUCCUAAAUGUUUGGUUCAGUGUAAUGGGAGAAUACAAGGUAAAGGAGGUAAGAAAUCCAUGAUAUGCAUUUUGCCUACACAGUGCCUCUUAAUAUUAAAACCAAAGCCACACUAGGAGUCAGCACUUUGAUAUAAUAGUCUCUCUCUCUCUCUCUCUCUCUCUCUCUCUGUCUCUCUCUCUGUCUCUCUGUCUCUGUCUCUCUCUCUCUCGAGAGAGAGAGAGCGCUCAGGAAAUUUCCCUAGAGUUAAAAAUAGUAUAUUGCCCAACCAAAAUUUAUGGGUUUAUCUAAAAGCAGAAAGUUCUUAGAGAAUUCACUCAAUUUCCACACACAACUUAGAGUGUCAAAAGCAAGUAAAAAGAAAUGCAAAAGAGUAAACUUUAUAUGGGAAAUGAGACUUAACUGCAGUCUAUAUUAUAAUUUAUUAUUUGCUCAUUAGACACUGAAUUUUCUUUAUGCAAAAUAUAAUUUCAAAUUGCCUGCUUCUCUCAUCAGUUCAAAUUAUCUCAAAUAAUGAUUAUAUAUAACAGCUGAAUGUGCUUCAUUAAGUCCUUUUCUCAUAUAAAUGAUGGUAUGUUUAUAUGACUCAGGUGUAAUGUAUUUUCCCUGAAGUUGGAGUAAAGGAAGUUCUUUAGUACACAUAAGCUAUUCCUAUAUUUGUUCCUACCUGUGAUGUAAACUGUAAACAUUACUUACUAUAGAACAUGAUAAUUUGAAUUUUAGUGACUACCCCAUUUAUGGGAUUAGCCCAGGAACCAAGAAAUAUUUAUGCGAUUAAUAAGAUUAAAGUAAUUUAAUUCAUUAAUAUAGUAUCUACUUAUUUUCAUUAUUUGACAAAACGUAUUCCUAAUAGUUAGUUUUCAAGUUUCUCUGAGCAUGCUCCUUGUUCUCUCGUCUCGCGGAGAACACAACUAUUACUGCCUUUGUCAGCUUCUCUUGCUAGACAUUUGAAGAGCUUAUGCAUCCCACCUUGUUUGAGGAGUUAAGUCUCCAUGCACUUUUCCUUAUGAUGGUGUCAUCUGUGCAUGACGCCAUCUGUGGUGCAGAGGGUCUUGCUCAUUUGUGAUUUGCAAGAAUAGCCUUCCUGAAGCUAUAUAUACUUCAUGGAAGAAAGGCACAUGUUCACAAAUAGGAAAAACCUCUUUAGUCUAGGCUUGAAUAUUCUGAGAUUGGAAAGGUGUUUGUGGUCCAGAAGUUAUAAGUGUGGCUUUUUCUUUAUGUCAGAUAAAUUCAUAAUUGAGUCUAGUUUGGCAUAACCUAGCAAAACAAAUCAUUCUCUCCUGGGCACUUGCCAUCUGGAAUUUUCCCAGUAUUUCUGGAAGUGCCUCGUACCUUCAAGAACUGGAAUUAGCAGUGCUGUGCACUGUUAAUCCAGCAUUGCCCCAGUGCACACACUCCACAGAUGUUUGCAGUAAGGUCACUCAGAUGUUUUUUAAGUCUCGACAUUUAAUCCUACCACUUCUACAGAUCUGAAUUCCGUGGGUCCAUAUACUUCCACAUUUAAGAACACAGGCUAAAGUUAAGAGACAUGCAUGCCAGAAACUCUCAUGUCAUAAAAACACCCAUAAAUGAACAGUGUACUGAGACCAUCAUGUUUACCAUUCAGAUUUAGCCUUCUUUGCUUCAAGUGUUCAUACUCAGUAGACUUUGCCUCUACACAUUAGUAUUAUUAUAAAAUUAGACGUCAUCUCCAUGCUCUCUUUGCUUUGAUGCCUUGAUGAACAGAGCUUGAAAAAUUGAUGGUAAUGUGAAUUAUGGAUGACGUUCUUGCAAGUCUCACGUUGAGCAAAGUUAAUAUUGACAUUGAACAAAAUCACCCCUAUUCCAGUCCCAGGUGCUUUGUUGUCCUUAACACCCCUGUCUCUACCUUUAUUUCUUGUUUUUGAAUUAAUUUCCUUUUUCUGUAAUGUUUGAAUGAAAGUCUUUAAGAUUUUUGUCCUCCCCUGCUGGACAUUUUCCACAUAGAUUAUUUCCUUGCUGGUGGUUUGAUGACACUGUCAUUGUUCUCAUGGUCUUUUGUUUUUGAGUCUUCAUAGACAACCUGUUAAUUAGGUAAGCAGCAUUCAGCAGUAAUAGAGAAGGCCACAGUAUAUGCUGAAUUUAUUAACGUAACAGUGACUAAUUUUUCUUUACCUGAUAAAGCCAGCAUUUGUUUCUUUGGUUUUAAUUUGAAUGGUAAAAUAAGCUAUGAAAGAAAAUAAGCUUUAUGUGCAAAACAGGCACUGAACGGAUGACGACUAGGGUGUGGGCAGCGUGUUGUUCAGAAAAAUUUUAUCUCCCUAAAUUCAGCGUGGAAUUUCAAAACGGCGGUGAUGUUCAUUCUGUAGUUGUUUGUAGUUUCAUUUUUACUUUGUAUAUGCACCUAAUAAUGCUUUUGAUGAACCCAUUUUAUACAAAACAUGUUUAAUGAAAUAGACUGCAGGUUUCAAUGGGAUUUGCUUUGCUACCACUAACAUUGUAUUGAUUGAAGGCUAAGCAAUUCUGGACUUCACGAGAUUGGACCUGCCAAUUGAAAUGCUGGUUUCAGAACAUUCAAUGCAAUUGUAUUUUGAUGUGUAAUGUAUUUUCACUCAACAUAUAUAGAUAUCAAAUUUCAUGUUUAAUUAAUUGAUUGCACCAUCUCACCCCUCUCAGCUAUUUCUUGUUAGCGGUCCACAUUUUGCUGUACUAGUAUCAACAGAUUAAAACCUUUGCUAAGGUGUGCUCUGAGUAGGUGCAGGAUUGAAGAGAGUACACAUCUUUUGACUUCCAAACACUUUUAAUUCUCUUUACUAGGUAAGCCCUGCCAUCAGUAAUGAUGACCUUAUAGAAUAAAUGAAAUAGUUUCCUAGAAGCACAUUCAAUAAUUCCUCAUAUUCAAUACAAAUGUAUUUCUUCAAUCAUAUUUUGCAAAGUCAAGUUUGUAAACUUAAUUUGAAGAAUACCUACUGAUUGUCACACUAGAGAGUUCUGAAUUUGUCGCAGACAGUAACUAAUACGCUGCUGAAUUUUGCACAGUAUAUGAUAUUACGGUAAUAUCAAGCCAUUCUAGAGAUACCAGUAUUAUGUUAAUAGACAUUUAUCAGUGUUCCUUUAAUUGCCCUUUUUGCCUAUGCAUAGACCUUAUUUUAAAAGAAACAUUCAAUUGUUUCCUACACAAUUGUCAUCACUUAAAUUAAGGACAUCACUCACGCAUUGUUUUAAGAAUCUGAAAAUGUGUUAGGGAAAGUACUAGACUGAGUUCUAUCAGACAAAACUAGACACUUAACAGGUGUCUCAAACAAUGUAACUAAAGCUUUAAUGUCAGAGAAUGCCCUUUACCCUGUUUUGCCUGGAUAGACAGCAUUUCUAGGCUUUUCCUUUAUUCAUACCUCUCCAGAAAUCCACAAUAAACACCAAAAAAAAAUCACCCAUAAUGAGAUAAAUCUCAGGAAGAAGCGUGGUGACUGCUUGGAAUUCAUUUUGGCAAAAUACAAAAGCAGCAUUCUGCAUUAGACACGUGUUUGUUUAAGUCACUGGGGACAUCAACUAUAGGAUCCACUGUUAGUGAAGGUGUUCAGAAACUGACAUGGCCGAAAAGACUUUUGGGCAUGUGAAAGACCUUUGUACCUCCACAGGCAGCUGUGUGGGGGUUAUACUCAGCCAGACUGAUGCUGUGCUACCAUCUGACAUCAGUGCGACAGGAACAGCCUCGAGAUGGGUGGUGUUACCUAUCCUGGUGGUGAUAAAGUCAAUAUCAUACUUUAGUUUGCAAUGUCAUACAGUAAUCUCUAUGCUAAAGGUAAAAGGGCAAAAUCUUCCCAAAUAUUAAAAUUUUCACUUGAUUUGAAGGGUUUUUAUUAUAAUGUAUUAAUGAAUUAUUUUCUAGGUUAAAAAAUUCUCCACUUGAGAAGGAAAUUUUGAAAAAUGGUUACAACUUUCAUGCUUUGGCUAAAUAUUUUUUCAUUACAGUUUUAAAUUUGAAUUAAGAUUUGGAGGAAGAGUUCAAGACAUAAUACCUUGCCAUUAAUAAGACAUGUAAAAUAUAAUUUACCUCACCAACUUUUUCAAAAAUUUGAAGUGAAUGGGCUUCAGAGUUAAUCUAUAAAAUUAUUUUCAUUAUAAAUUAUGUCUUAAGCUCUACUUCUAAGAUUUCUAAGUGCAACAUAAUGUGUUUUGUUCUCUCUGCAUCUUGGUAACCACUGAGCAAACCAUCUCAUGGUCACAUAAAUAUGGGUAUUCCCUGUGACAGUGAAGUAAAGAUUAAGGGAGCCUUGCUUGACACCUAAGAGGAUCCAGUCACUUGUUUAUACAGGAUCUAAGUCAUGGCUGCACCUGCCUCACUGUUUGAAAACAAAGUAUAAAGUGAUCAGUGUGGAUGCCUGCCACAGUUAAUAUAAGAUGAUAAACUGCUCUUCUUCCACCUGCCUGCAAGGGACUAUACUAAGUCGAUCUUCGUAUAAAAUUCUGGAAAUUUUUAUAUAUGUAACAAUUCAUAACUUAGGAAUAACAGAUGUAUAAACGUGACCCCCAAAAUGAGAUAACUGGUGUUUUCAUAGAAAAGCACAUUUUAUUUUAGUUAAAUGUUAUGUAGAUUUACAUAGAUCAAGGGUAAAUUGUUUCGAUGAUGAGCUCAUUGUUAGGAAAACUGUCCGGAGUACUGACGCACUUGCCUUGUCCUGCUGUGGUGUCUGUCACGUGGGCCUAUUGCUUCAGAAAAGAACCUACCAGAGAUUGCUAGGUUUCACUCUCAACAGAUUUGACAGAAAUGCCUCAUUCCUCCAUGAAACUUUGUGUUUUGCCUGCUGUUUUAAAUAUGUUCCCAAGGUCUUAUCUUUCCUUCUAGACUGUAAACUCCUUGUGGACAGGAUGUUUCUAGAAGAGCAGUGUUUAUGCCAAGCAGAGGGCCAGACAUAGAAUAACUCCUCAUGGAAAUAAAUAGAUCAAUGGAAUGGAUCUAAAUUGUUGAGAGUCCCUCAGUAUUCUAUGAUGUGGUCUGGGGCAUAGUAGGAGGAUUAUCUGACAAGUUUCAAACAAUAAGAUGGGAAACACCUUGAAGUCUUCCGCCACUCAAAAGUGAUCAUCAUUCUUGAAGGAUUCAUUUUAAACAUCUCGGUCAAGCAUUCUAUGCAAGCGCUGAGACAUACAGCAGGUAAACUCAUCGAUACAUAUCAUUUAGUUUUGUUUUUUAAUAAAGUCAUAAUGCUCUAUUUAGGCUUCCUGAAAAUAUUGACAAUCAUUUUAAUUACUAAAGGUGCUACUGAUUUCCUUACACUGACCUUCAUCCUGAAUGCUCCUGUUGGCUGAAUUUUAUGUUUUUUUUUUUUUAGGGGUAUGGAGCAGUGCAAUAAAAUUAGAUUAUCUUUUUGUCUGAAUUAUGCAACUUGAGAAAGUCUGUAUCUUUUUGUACUCUGUUGUUACUGUAUUUUAAUUAUUACUGUUCAUAUUGCAGGUCUGUGCUAUUUAUUAGAAAUAUACAUACAUAUAUAUAUUUCUACAGUAUGUGAGAAAAACCUGUAUUGCUUAUUAAAGUUAAAAUUAAUGUUCAUGUUGAAUCUUUGAAAGGAAAUCUGUAACUGCUUAUUAAUUAAGAACCAUUAAAUGCUAUGUUAUUCUGUGCUGAUCAAAACAUAUAUCAAAUUCCAGUCCACAUGUAAGAGCACUCUUUUGUCUGGGUGUAUAUAACUGAUUAUUGGCAAUGGAAAGAUUAAUGUCAACAUGAAAAAAUAUAACAAUUUCUAAUGGCUGAAAA